AUGCCCAUAUUCGGAGAAAAACCGUUCACGUCCAUCACCGUCAAGGUGAACCAGCUCUGUACCCUUAACCGAAACGCCGAUUUGGAAGACGAUUCCAUGGAGCUCUACGUCCCCGACUUGGUCUCGCUCAUCAAGCUCCAGAGCCUGGGCGCGGUGGAGGCGGCACGUGCCAUCCGCAAGAAAAUCAAGUACGGCAACACGCCCGCCGAGCUGGUGUUGGCGUUGGACUUGUUGGAGCUCUUGGUGCUCAAUGCAGGCUCCAAGAUCGGCCAGGCGAUAGCCGCCGACGACAAGUUGGGCGAGCUUUUGAGGGCCGUGGCGUCGGGCCUGGCCCGCUCCGGACUAGGGGGGCCCUACGACGGCCUGGUGGUCCGCAGGGUGCGCGAGUUGGCCCGCGGCUGGAGGCACGAGUUCCAGGAGCUUCCUGGCUAUGGCAACUUGGCCGGCUUGUACAAGGCCAUGCCGCGAAGCAGCGACAAAAACGACAGGAGCAGCGACAGAAACGACAGAAGCAGCGGCAAAAACGACAGGAGCGGCGCCCGCCAUGUCCCGCCGCCACGGCCGCAGACCAAGUCGCCGUACGCGGCCAAGCAGAAGAAGAAAAAGAGCAAGCGGAAGCGCGGCGUGGUCUACGCGGACGAGCAGUACCAGAUCCCGCAGAUCAACUACCGGGCCGAGGCGCCCAAGAUCCGGACCACCAUUGCGGACUGCCACACGCACACGACCGCGUUGGACAACGCGCUCUUGGCGCUCGCGCGCGGCUCCGACCCGAUGGACGACGCCAAGGCCGCGGCGGAGUUCGAGCGGUGCCGCAAGAUCCGCCGCAAGGUGCUCCGCUACUUGCAGUACGUGGGCGCGGGCGACGGCAGCCACAAAAGCAAGGAGGUGCUGGAGUUGGACGACGAGUUCUUGGGCAGCUUGCUCGUGGCGAACGACCAGUUGGUCGCGUCGUUCCACCGCUUCGACGCCAUGUGCGGGUACACGCCCGAAAACCCGGCCCAGUACCACCAGGACGACCGCCGCGACGACGCGUCCGUCAGCUCCGGCGAGAGCUACUAUACGAGCGACAGCGACGACGAAAGUGCGGGCGACGAGAUCGACGACGGCGAAAGUGCGACCGGCGCGGACGACAUUGGCGAAAGCGCGGCCGGCGCGGGAACGGAGAACGACGCGAUCGCUGGCAGAUUGCGGCGCUUGGACGUGAACGACGCCGGCUCCGACACGGACGACGCCGCUGGCCUGGCCGUGCCCGUGCAUCCACGCGACCGCCGCCAAGCACUCGCACGCCCACAGCCAGUCGCGAGACAGGACACGGCGGUGUCCACGGAGAGUGGCGAUCCGUUUGGCGACCGCAACGAGGUGUCGAAGGGGGCCUCCGUGUACUACUGA
Messenger RNA from Metschnikowia bicuspidata var. bicuspidata NRRL YB-4993, 1389 nucleotides. RefSeq lists its product as uncharacterized. The transcript has 2 exons. Gene Ontology annotation, biological process: actin cortical patch localization; actin filament organization; endocytosis. Gene Ontology annotation, molecular function: ubiquitin binding; phosphatidylinositol binding. Gene Ontology annotation, cellular component: actin cortical patch. Lineage: Eukaryota; Fungi; Ascomycota; Pichiomycetes; Serinales; Metschnikowiaceae. The record is from RefSeq and is a predicted model, not a curated record. The coding region runs from base 1 to 1389 and encodes 462 amino acids.